AUGGCAACUUCCUGGGCCACUGAGACUCCACAGGACCAGAAGAGAAUUUUGGAAGUGAAGAUUGAGGAGGAUGAGGAUUACAGUUUCAGGCAAGAGUCCACCCUGCCAAAGAAGCAUCUCAAUGCCAGGGAGUGUUUCCGUCAGUGCUUCCGGCAGUUUGGUUAUCAAGAGACCUCCGGGCCUCGAGAGGCUCUGAGCAGACUCCGGGAGCUUUGCCACCAGUGGCUAAGACCAGAGAUACACACAAAAGAACAGAUCUUGGAGCUUCUGGUGCUGGAGCAAUUUCUGACCAUCCUGCCUGAGGAGCUUCAGACCUGGGUGCGAGAACACCAUCCACGGAGUGGAGAGGAGGCAGUGACUGUGCUGGAGGAUUUGGAGAGAGAACUUGAUGAGCCAGAACAGCAGGUGGGAAGAUGUACACAAGAACAGGAAAUGUCUUUGAGGGAGGUGACAUCUCUAGGAAAAACACAGCAACCUUUGAGUGUCUCCCUUUGGCCUCUGACAGUCCAGUACAAGUGUGAAUCACCAGAGCCCCAAUCCCUACAAGAGAAAGUUUCAGAUGAUGAGACCAGAAGGGAGCGUGGGAAGUUGACUUCAAAGCUGGAGAACCUUGAAAAAAUGGAAAUAAACAGGGACAUAUCUGACAAACUUAAUAAAGGAAUAUCUCCAGGUUCUGAGUGUGAAGAAAUCAAUGAGCAACAGAAGGACAAAGUAGAAGACCCCUGUGGAUAUCCCAUAGGGGAUAAACAGUCUAAUUGUGAUGAAAAUGAAAUAAGCUUCACUCAGAGCCCAAGUGUUAUUGAAAAUAAGAGAAUGUAUUCUGGGGAAAAACCUUAUGAGUGUGAUGAGUGUGGGAAAACCUUUAGUCAGAACUCUGGGCUUAUUGAACAUCAAAGAAUCCAUACUGGAGCCAGACCCUAUAAAUGUGAAGAAUGUGGAAAAGCUUUCCGUGGAAGAACUGUACUUAUUCGACAUAAAAUAAUCCAUACUGGGGAGAAACCCUAUAAAUGUGAUGAGUGUGGGAAAGCUUUUGGUCGGUGGUCAGCCCUUAAUCAACAUCAGAGACUUCAUACAGGAGAGAAACAUUAUCAUUGUAAUGAAUGUGGGAAAGCCUUCAGUCAGAAAGCAGGUCUUUUUCAUCACCUUAAAAUCCACACUAGAGACAAACCACAUCAGUGUAAUCAGUGUAAUAAAAGUUUUAGUCGCCGCUCAAUCCUUGUUCAACAUCAGGGAGUUCAUACAGGGGAAAAACCCUUUGAGUGCAGUGAAUGUGGAAAAGCUUUUGUUUACAAUUCAUCUCUUGUUUCACAUCAAGAAAUCCAUCACAAAGAAAAAUGCCAUCAAUGUAAUGAAUGUGGGAAAGCCUUCAGUCAAAGUGGCCUUAUUCAGCAUCAGAGAACCCACACUGGGGAAAAACCCUAUAAAUGUGAUGUGUGUGGGAAAGCAUUCAUUCAAAGGACUAGCCUUAUAGAACAUCAGCGAAUUCAUACUGGAGAGAGACCCUAUAAAUGUGAUCAGUGUGGGAAAGCUUUCACUCAGAGAUCAGUCCUUACUGAACAUCAAAGAAUUCAUACUGGAGAAAGACCGUAUAAAUGUGAUGAGUGUGGGAAUGCUUUCCGUGGGAUUACUAGUCUUAUUCAACACCAGAGAAUACAUACUGGGGAGAAGCCCUACCAGUGUGAUGAGUGUGGGAAAGCCUUCCGACAGAGGUCAGACCUUAGCAAACAUCAGAGAAUUCACAUUAGAGGUGGCUCAUAUAAAUGUGAUGAAUGUGGAAAGACUUUUAGUCAUAACUCAACUUUUAUUCAACAUCAGUCUGUCCAUAAUGAAGAAAAAUCUGUCUCUUUGUAAAGACUUUAGGAAAAUUUCAUCAAAAUUUAGCAUUAGGGAAGCCAUUCUGGAGUGGCUCCCAAAACAGAUUGGAGGUAAACUUUUGAUUACUGUUCUGCAGUGAUAAAUAUAAAUGCUAUGUGGAUCAAGAAGUAUGAGACAUAGGGCAGCUGGGUAGCUCAGUGGAGUGAGAGUCAGGCCUAGAGACAGGAGGUCCUAGGUUCAAACCC
Molecule: messenger RNA, 2060 nt
Organism: Gracilinanus agilis (Agile Gracile Mouse Opossum)
Lineage: Eukaryota; Metazoa; Chordata; Mammalia; Didelphimorphia; Didelphidae
Product: zinc finger and SCAN domain-containing protein 12-like
Exons: 3
Coding region: 1-1851 (616 amino acids)
Biological process (GO): regulation of transcription by RNA polymerase II
Molecular function (GO): RNA polymerase II cis-regulatory region sequence-specific DNA binding; DNA-binding transcription factor activity, RNA polymerase II-specific
Source: RefSeq, a predicted model, not a curated record